This is a messenger RNA of Lepisosteus oculatus (spotted gar), 3494 nucleotides long. It is a transcript of the gene pfklb, whose product is annotated as phosphofructokinase, liver b. The record is from RefSeq and is a predicted model, not a curated record. Gene Ontology annotation, cellular component: cytoplasm; membrane; 6-phosphofructokinase complex. Gene Ontology annotation, molecular function: ATP binding; 6-phosphofructokinase activity; AMP binding. Lineage: Eukaryota; Metazoa; Chordata; Actinopteri; Semionotiformes; Lepisosteidae. Gene Ontology annotation, biological process: fructose 1,6-bisphosphate metabolic process; canonical glycolysis; fructose 6-phosphate metabolic process.
UACUGCUCCGGAACAUACAAUCCUGAUAGAGGGCGGAGUUGUUUAGCUUCAGAGGGGGAGACUUUAGCAAUUACAGCAAAGGUCACUUGGUUGUGCGUCCUGCUGAGAAUAGCAAGAAGCUGCUGUAUUUCAGCAGAAAAUUGGUUGCAUUUUUUUUUUAUUUCGCUGUUUUAGGAUUCCAGUCGUUCCUUUAUCAUCAUGGACCUGGAGAAGCUGCGAAUGACCGGGGCUGGAAAAGCCAUUGCCGUCCUAACUAGUGGGGGAGAUGCUCAAGGGAUGAAUGCAGCUGUCCGAGCUGUAACACGGAUGGGAAUAUUUGUAGGAGCCAAGGUCUAUCUCAUUUAUGAGGGUUACCAGGGGCUGGUGGAUGGGGGUGACAACAUUAAGUUGGCGAACUGGCAGAGUGUUUCCAACAUCAUACAGCUGGGAGGCACUGUCAUUGGCAGUGCCCGCUGCAAAGCAUUCACCACCCGGGAAGGGAGGCUGGCAGCUGCCUUCAACCUGGUGCAGCGUGGUAUCACCAACCUGUGUGUGUGUGGGGGAGACGGCAGCCUCACAGGAGCCAACAUCUUCAGGACCGAGUGGAGCGGGCUGCUGGCAGAUCUGGUGAAAUCUGGUAGGAUCACAGAAGCCAUGGCACAACAGUACAAACACCUGAACAUUGUGGGGUUGGUGGGCUCCAUUGACAAUGACUUCUGCGGAACUGACAUGACCAUUGGGGCCGACUCUGCCCUACACAGGAUCAUGGAGGUCAUUGAUGCCAUCACUACUACAGCGCAGAGUCACCAGCGCACCUUUGUCCUGGAAGUCAUGGGGCGGCACUGCGGGUACCUGGCUCUGGUGUCUGCUUUGGCAUCUGGAGCUGACUGGCUCUUCAUCCCUGAGGCACCUCCAGAAGAAGGCUGGGAGGAUCAUAUGUGUGCCCGACUGGGAGAGAGCCGGAGUAAAGGCUCCAGACUGAACGUUGUGAUCAUCGCUGAGGGGGCCAUUACCAAGACUGGGGAGCCUAUCUCCUCCAACUAUGUUAAGGAUCUGGUGGUACAGAGACUGGGCUAUGACACACGAGUGACAGUCCUGGGACAUGUGCAGCGAGGAGGCACACCCUCAGCCUUUGACAGAGUACUGAGCAGUAAGAUGGGAGUGGAGGCUGUUGUGGCCCUUCUGGAAGCCACUCCAGAGACCCCUGCAUGUGUCAUCGGUCUUUCGGGCAACAUGGCUAUGCGACUACCGCUCAUGGAAUGUGUGCAGAUGACCAAGGAGGUGCAAAAAGCAAUGAAUGAACAGAGGUUUGAGGAGACCAUCCAGCUGCGUGGGAAGAGUUUUGAGAAUAACUGGAACACCUACAAGCUACUGGCACAUCAAAAACCUGCACAGUCCAAGAGUAACUUCACCAUGGCCAUCCUGAACGUGGGAGCCCCAGCUGCUGGGAUGAAUGCAGCAGUGAGGUCAGCAGUCCGAGUGGGGCUGGCUCAAGGACACAGGAUCUACACAGUCAAUGACGGCUUCGAAGGGCUGGCCAAUGGAGCAGUGACAGAAGUCAACUGGCACGAUGUAGCCGGCUGGACUGGACAGGGAGGCUCUUUGCUGGGAACGAAACGAACUCUUCCUUCUUCCUGCAUGGAAAAGAUAGUGGAAAGUAUUAGUAAAUACAACAUCCAGGCAUUGCUGGUGGUAGGAGGAUUUGAGGCCUACGAAGGGGUUUUGCAGUUGGCUGAGGCACGAGGGCGUUACGAUGAGCUCUGUAUUGUGAUGUGCGUCAUUCCGGCCACCAUCAGCAACAAUGUGCCUGGUACAGACUUCAGCCUGGGCGCCGACACUGCUGUCAAUGCAGCAAUGGAGAGCUGUGACAAGAUCAAGCAGUCAGCCUCCGGUACCAAGAGGCGUGUGUUCAUUGUAGAGACCAUGGGUGGCUACUGUGGCUACUUGGCUACCACCACGGGCAUUGCUGUGGGAGCAGAUGCAUCUUAUAUUUUUGAAGAGCCUUUCAACAUUCAUGACCUUGAGAUAAAUGUGGAGCAUCUCACAGAGAAGAUGAAAAAUGAUAUUCAGAGAGGUCUUGUGUUGAGGAAUGAGAAAUGCCACAAAUUCUACACCACUGAGUUCAUACACAACCUGUAUUCUGCUGAGGGAAAGGGCAUUUUCGACUGCAGGAUGAAUGUUCUGGGCCACCUGCAGCAGGGAGGAUCCCCCACACCCUUUGACAGGAAUUAUGGCACCAAACUAGGAGUGAAGGCAGUACUUUGGAUUACUGAUAAACUUAAGGAAACCUACAGACAAGGCCGUGUAUUUGCCAAUGCUCCAGACACAGCCUGUGUGAUUGGAAUGAUGAGAAAAGUCCUGUCUUUCCGUCCCGUCACAGAGCUGAAGGCUCACACUGACUUUGAACACCGCAUGCCCAAGGAGCAGUGGUGGUUGAACUUGCGUUUGAUGCUGAAGAUGUUGGCCAAGUACCAGACAAGUUUCGAUGAGUAUGUUACUGGGGAGAUCGAGCAUGUGACUCGCAGAACCCUCAGUAUAGAGACAGGUUUCUGAGAAUACUGCCAGACCCCUCCACGUAUGGCCCAAGCCCACUUUUCUUCACUGGACGGCUUGGCUGUACCUUUUUUCCCUUCAGUCCAACAGUGUUGUACAUGUUGUUAGUCUCUAAAUCAUAUAAACCUCAAGAUAACUUAUCUGCCAUCUAUAUCCUGUACUUUGUGAAGAGUACUGUUUAAAUUGUUGUGAAUUAGAAUUUAAAGAUUGAGUUUUGAUCAACCUGCUGAUUACAUGUAAUGUGGUAAUAAUGGAUUAAAUAUAUAAUAUGAACAGGAUAUUUUUGCAUAUUGGCAUUACUAGUUGUAUAGUUUACUUUGAAAUAAUGCUACAGGUUUUAAGCUAAUUCCAAGAACAUAUGAAAGGUAAAGAUUGUCAAUAUAUUUGCACCUCUUUUUUUUAGGGAAACUAUAACAAUGGAGUAGUUAUAACCAUUAAAACAUGGGAAUAUUAUUGUGAAGAGUCUGUAGUGUUAUAAAUUGCCCUUUUUGUGUUUUGAAAAUCAUUAAAUGCCAGUACAGUAUCUAAGGGUUAAAGGGUGCUUACACUCCACUUCUGAGACAACUAGUCAAAUGUAUCUGAUCAGUGAUAAUUGCUUUUUAGUAACAGGAUAGUAAUACAGACAUUUAGAACAUUCUUAGAGUAUAAUUACAAACUUGAACUGGAAUGUUGUUUUAUUAAGACAGAUUUCUGCAAAACCAACUUUAACUGAUUUAAUAACUGUAUAAAUCUGUUUUAGGGUACCUGUUAAUUAUGUUAACUGAUGGCUUGCUUAAAUAUUGCAAUAAAAUUUAAAUACUUAUUAUGAUCAUAGUCAUUAGUACUUUUAAUACUUUCUUUAUAUACAUAUUAUGAAAGAACGUGUUUUAAAAGUUAAUUUAAAUGUGAUGCAGCUGAUGGAAAUGGAUGAAUUCCACCUGUGAUCUCUGUCUUUGGGUCCAAUAAAGAGUCAGGUUAUCAGA